Molecule: messenger RNA, 1686 nt
Organism: Phaeodactylum tricornutum CCAP 1055/1
Lineage: Eukaryota; Bacillariophyta; Bacillariophyceae; Surirellales; Neidiaceae
Exons: 1
Biological process (GO): glycerol-3-phosphate metabolic process
Cellular component (GO): glycerol-3-phosphate dehydrogenase (FAD) complex; mitochondrion
Molecular function (GO): glycerol-3-phosphate dehydrogenase (quinone) activity
Source: RefSeq, a predicted model, not a curated record
CAAGAAGCGGGCGUCAUCUUUGACGUGCUCGUCGUGGGCGGGGGCGCCACUGGGGCGGGAACGGCCUUGGACGCGGCCUCGCGAGGAUUGUCGGUGGCAUGCGUGGAACGAGGUGAUUUCGCGUCCGAGACAUCCUCUCGAUCGACCAAGCUUAUCUGGGCGGGAAUUCGUUACAUGGGGACGGCCACGGCGGCCCUCCUCAGCCCCAAACUGUGGCAGCAUCCGGUAGACACCGUCCACCAAUUCGUCGGCGAAAUGAAAAUGGUCUGGCACUGUCACGUGGAACGUCGGUAUAUGACAUCAGUCAAUCGACAUUUGUGCAAUUGGAUACCUAUUGCGGUGCCGUUCAAUUCGUGGCACAUUUCACCGCCGCCCAUGGGACAUCCACUCUUCGGUUACUUUCCUUUUCUAGCCCCCGUGGUGUUCAAAUUUUACGACGCGCUAUCAGUGUUUACGUGUCCACCGAGCUACGUGUUGACGAAAUCGAGGGCCCAACGUGACUUUCCUCAACUGGAUCCUGACGGGCUCAAGUACGCGGCGGUGUUUUACGAAGCGCAACACAACGACUCACGCACGAACCUGGCGAUUGCCAUGACCGCAGCCGAAAAGGGUGCCGCCAUUGCCAACUACACGGAAAUGGUAGAUUUGAUUCAUAACGAAGCUGGCAGAGUAGUAGGAGCGGUCGUGCUGGAUCGCAUGACUGGCAAGCAAUGGAAGGUGUACGCGAAGAAGGUUGUGUUGGCGGGUGGUCCCUUUACCGACCAACUUCGAUCAAUGGAAGCCGGUAAGAUACCACCGGCCGUUCGAGGAUCGGCGGGUACACAUAUUGUACUGCCUGGCUACUUUGUUCCGCACAACAUGGGGUUGUUGGACUGCAACACGAGUGACGGUCGAUUUUUGUUCAUACUACCUUGGUUGGGCCAUACUCUGAUUGGAACCACCGACAAGAAAGGACCCGCCGAGACUCUGCAAAAUCCCCCGGAAGACGAAGUCGUAUGGUUGUUGAAGGAAUCGCAAAAGUUUCUGCGCAAAGAUCUGAAAGUUCGUCGGUCGGAUGUGCUUAGUGCGUGGCGUGGUUGGCGACCAUUGGCGGUGGAUCCUCACGCCACUGCAGACUCUCCCGUUUCACGGGACCACGUUAUUUCGGAGAAUCCCGAAUCAGGUGUCAUUUUCAUCGCCGGUGGUAAGUGGACUACUUGGCGGGAGAUGGCCCAGGAAGUCAUUGAUCGCGUGGUGGGGCCGUCCGGCCCGCCCAGUUUGACCUUGGACAUCCCUUUACACGGAGCAGAGGGAUACGAAAACAAUCUGGCCAUUCAACUCAUUCAACGAUACGGUAUGGAUACUACCGUAGCGGAGCACUUGGUAAAAACCUACGGAGGUCGUGCGUGGGAGGUAUGUGAACUGAUGCAACCGACGGGCAAAGCGUGGCCCAAGUUUGGGAAUCUGCUCGUAGAAGGCUUUCCAUACAUUGACGCUGAAGUAUUGUACGCUACACGAGAAUACGCCUGCACGAUCGAAGACGUGCUAUCCCGGAGAACGCGACUGGCGUAUCUGAACCGGGAUGCUGCUGUGGCGGCAAUUGAACCGGUCGCCGAUAUUUUGGCCCGGGAGUUGGGCUGGACUGCCAAGGCUAAAGAACAGCAAAUACAAGCUGCACGAAAUUACGUGGAAUCGUAUUCGGGACGA